AUGCAACGACAUAAUGCCGCUUGGCAAGAAUCAUUACGUUAUCGUUUUCCAGAACUUGAUCGUCUUGGUGGAUUAAAACGUAUCACAUUGAAUGACAAUCCAAAAAUAUGCGAUGAAGGCUCUAUUCAAUUAGCUGAUGCAUUGAUUGAUGAUUUAUGGGUGAAAGCUAUUGAUUUACAAGCAUGUAAUUUAAGUGAUAGCUCAGCAAGUACAUGGUUAGCUGUAUUGAUUGGAUUACGAAUAGCUAAUGGAAAUCAAUUGAUGACACAUGAUGAAAUACAUUUGAAAUCAAAUAGAUCAUCUACUAUAGAUGAUCAACAUCGUGGAAAUCAUUCUUUAGUUGUUCUUGAUUUACGCAGAAAUCCUAAUAUAUCUCGUGAUCUUUUACGUGCUGUAACAGAAAGGGCACUUAUCAAUUCUGAGGGUAAACAGACUGAAUUUAGUUGGUUAAAAGCUGGCUCACAAACUCCAUCACAAUUAUGCUCUGGUGUAACAACUUAUCCAUGGCCAGGUUUAACUGAUAUCUCAAAUCAUAUUCCUGGUAUUGAUCUAACAAAUUCAUUCAACAAAUCUGUGAAAUCAUCAAAUUCUUAUCGAAAAAGAUCAAAAUCAAAUAAUUCUUUUCAUAAUCAUGAGAAAACUGUUAAUUCUGAUGAUAAAAAUGUAUGUAUAUAUCAUAGAAAUAAUUUAUCUGAUAGACCACCGUUUAUACCUGCUGGUGGUCGACCGAGAUGCCGUAGUGCGGAUCCUGCCCAUUAUCUAGAUCAUAGAACACAUCAUAAAUGUAAUGUAGACCUACAUAAGAAGUGUAAUCAUCAUUUACAUUGUUCUGAUUCUGGGCAGCCUUUAAGUGAACGAGCAGUAUGGAAGCCACCUGGUGUGGCUAAAACUAUGCAAAAAGUAUAUUAUAGUCGACCAACUACUCCAUUAUCAAAUCAAACAAGUUCUACUGCAGGAAUACCAUGGAGAACUGCCGCAAGAGCAUCACGCUGUCGAGGCUACCCAAAUUUUCACUGUCCAGGUAAAACAUGUCUUGAAUCACGUGCUCUACAUUUGGAUUAUAAUCUUGUCAAUAAACAAUCAUCAAAUGUUAAUAAUAUAAAUCAGAAUGUCAAUAAAUCUGUUAUUCUUCCAUGUGCAAAAACAUUGAAUAGGGUUAUCGCUGAUGGAUGUCAUUGCCACCAACAUCAUCGUCAACCACAAACACAAAAACAGCGUCUUGGGCAUAACCGACAAAACUCAACGUAUCAAAAAUCAUGUUCAAUGAUCAAUUCCAGAAUAAGUUCUCCAGAAUUAUCAGGGAUGAAUUUUCAGCAUAAAUUAAAACAGCUUAUGACGAAAGUAUCACAACUUGAAAAAGAUUUACAAAGUGAAAAACGAAAAUCUGAUCGGUUAUUGAGAAAUCAUCAGUUUGUUCAACAGGCGGAUGAAUCUAAGCAUCUAUUUAAAAUUGAUCAAGAUUCAAUACAUCAAUUGAGAAACUUCAUUUGUCGUUUGACAAAUAUGAUUGAGACUCUUCAAAAUUCCAAGAAUAAAUCUAAUACAUCCAAUGAUGAACUUAAUAUUUUACAAGAUACAUUUGAAGAAUUAUGCUCUCUUAUUAGUCGUAUUACAGAAGAAGAAAAUGUUAACAAAAAUCAUUCUUCUACUUAUUAUGAUGAAAUAAGUAGUAACAAAAUGAAUAAAGAAGAAACUAAAAUAGAAAAAUGUGUAAAUCAUACUAAACAAUCAUGUAAACAAAAAUCUAAUACUAAACAUGUAAAAGGACAUAUUCAAUGGAAAACUAUUGCUAAAACACGUGCUGUACAAACAGAUAAUCUACAGAAUUCAAUUAAAACUAAUGAAAAGAUAAUAAAUAAUAAAAACACUAUACAACAUAAAUAUGAAGUAUCCAAUCCACAUAUUGCAUGGAUUCCUUCUACCUGUACAAAUACAGCUACUCAUACCGGUAUCAAAGGUACUAUGUCGAAUUCAUAUAAUGACAAUGAUAAUAACGAUGAUGAUGAUAAUAAUAAUAAUAUCAAUAAUAGCAAAGGAAUUUCUUUAAACUCAGAAGAUGAACAAGAACAAAGUCAAAUAACUAACAACACAUCUAUAACUAGUAACAAUAAUAAUAAUCUAAGGGUUACGAGCUAUGGAAAUAUUAAUCACAAAAAUUCUAUGGAUGAUCACAACAGUAACCUUGAACAUCAAUAUUGUCGUUUAGAAAAAACUACUGCUGAACAUCAUCACUCUUCAACUAAUUCUACAGAACAACUAAUUGAUAAUUUAGAAAUUUUUAAGAAAAGUUCACAAACAGAUCAAAUGUUUGCUGAAUUGAAAGCAGCUACAAUAAUCGGUACAUAUUCAAAUGAUGAUGAAAAUAAUAACACGAAGAAUCGAUUACUGGAUAAUAAACAAAUGAAUGGGUGUAUACCAGAGGUGAAAAGAAUUGAAAUAUGUGACACAAAUGAAAUAUCAAUGCUAAACGAUUCAAACAGUUCAACACGUGUCUCAAAUGUUUCCAACAUUCAAAACAUUAACUGUAAUAAGAAUUUAAACACAAUUGAGAAUGACGAAUUGAUUGGUAAACAAGUGGGCAGUACCAAUCAAACAACAACAAAUAAAUCACCAACUCAUCAGAAAUCUAAUGAAUUCGAUCAAUUGAACAUUGAAACGAGUCAUUUGAACAAAUGUAGUUUGAAUAAACCGAAUCAAUUUCUUCAUAAUGAAAACAUCUGCCUCAUUGAGAAUACAAUUUGUAAUGAUGAAAAAACUAUUCAGACAAACAAUAAUGAUAAUCACAACAUCAAUGCUACUUCUAGUAAUAAUAAUAAUAAUAAUAAUAAUAAUAAUAAUAAUAGUGUAAGUGAUUCAGAUGACGAGUUAUUUAAUGAGUUGAUCAGGGGUAAUUUCGAUUCCCCGAUCCCCAAUCCCAUGGACUAUGAUUUAAACUCUGUAGAUUAUGAUGAAAUAGCUUAUGAUGAUCAGUUAUCAUCAACUAGUACAAGUCUAUUGUUGGACAAUUCAAAUCCAAUUUAUCAAUCAACAAAUAAUUCAUUGAUAUCAACUGAAAAUUGAUCAACAUUAUUACUAUUAUUAAUAGUAAUCGGGUAUCUUACUUCGAAUUCGUGUUUGAUUCUCAUUUCAUUUUAAAUUGUUUACGUAUUGAUAAUUUGAACACCUUCCGGUGAUUACGACAAUUUCACAUACAUACAUCUUUUGUAAUUUUAAAAAAAUCAACUGACUGCAGUACAGAUAUAAUACGUAUGUUGUGAGCACAAAUAUGUUAGUGUUCAUAACAUCUUUUCUUACAUUUUUGUCUGUUAAGCUUUUCGGAAUAAAAAAACCUCGUAAUAUCA
Schistosoma spindalis is the source of this 3341-nucleotide messenger RNA. NCBI's taxonomy places the organism in Eukaryota, Metazoa, Platyhelminthes, Trematoda, Strigeidida, Schistosomatidae. The record is from the annotation of a GenBank genome assembly.